UAUUUUGUUAAGCAGCGACCUUCGUUCGAUCCCACACUUCCGGCGAACUAGAAUCUGACCAAUCGGAGUUCCUAAACACUUCUCCGGAACCCUAAUUUAUUCUCUCCAACGAGACAAAGCCAGCGCGUGAUUUCGACUCUCCUUUCGCGAGAUCAGCAAUGUCCGGUAGAAAUCGCGGAUCGUACGGCGGCUUACAACCUCCGAUCAACCAACCGCCUUUCGUCAGAGGCUUAGGAGGACACGCACCUCCUCCUCAUCCUCAUCCUCAUCCUCAUCCUCAUCCCUCUCGCCCCUUAGACGACAACAGAGAACUCCCCCAAUUCAGAAACCAUCAUCCUCAACACCAUCACCACUCAAUCAUCGAAGACCGAAUCGCAUCCCAAAACCAAGACGUGCAAGGCCUUCUCGCCGACAACCAGAGGCUCGCCGCGACGCACGUGGCGCUGAAGCAGGAGCUGGAAGUAGCGCAGCACGAGCUGCAGAGGAUGAUGCAUUAUAUCGACUCGCUGCGAGCCGAGGAAGAUAUAAUGAUGAGGGAGAUGUACGAUAAGUCUAUGCGGUGCGAGGUGGAGCUGCAUCAGGUCGAGGCCUUGCGCGCUGAUGUUCAGAAGGUUAGGGCGGAUAUCAAGGAGUUUACUGCGAGCAGGCAGGAGCUGACGAGUCAGGUUCAUUUGAUGACUCAAGAUUUGGGGAGGCUUACGGCUGAGUUGCAGCAGAUACCGACUUUGACUGCGGAGAUUGAGAACACUAAGCAAGAGCUGCAACGCGCGAGAGCGGCGAUUGAUUACGAGAAGAAAGGGUAUGCGGAGAAUUACGAGCACGGGAAAGUUAUGGAGCAGAAGCUAGUUGCGAUGGCUCGGGAAUUGGAGAAGCUUCGAGCUGAGAUUGCUAACUCGGAGAGUAGAGCUCAUGCUACUGGUCCUGUUGGGAAUACUGGUGGAGUUGGUUAUGGUGGUGGGUAUGGAAACCAUGAUCCUGCUGGGUAUGCUGUGAAUCCUUAUCAACCUAACUAUGCCAUGAAUCCAGUCAAAAGUUCAUAAACGCAAUUGAUUUUGUCGUAGUUAUACACUUUUAUGUCCAUGGGCCAUGGCUGUGUGAUUAUUAAAGUCAAGAAUCAAAUUCUUGUAUAACCAAAAAAGGCUAUAAGAGAUAAGGUCAAGAUUCAAGAAGAGCAUUAAAAUGCUAGUAUUUAAUAAAUAAGCAUACGUAUGAAUGGCGUUUGAGUACAAGCUUUCAAUCAUAUUACUGCAGCUGAUCUAAUAUUCAUAAACUCAGUGUCCUAUUUUACCAAAAGAAAAAAAAACUCAGUGUCCUAUUUUCAUAUUCAUCAACCCUCGUCACGAAAGUAUGUUAACAGACUUGGUCAAGAUGUUCAAGCACAAACUUUCAAACCAUAGACAAAAUGAGUAGUAAAGAUAAAAGCGAAGCCAUUGAACUACAUGUUCUUACACCUAGUUUUAAACGAUAAAACAUAACAUGUGGUUCUAUCAGAUUAUUCACUGCAUGCUCAAUCAUAAAGCGCGUUCUAAAACUUGUCACUCGGGUCUUAAGUGGCCUCGGAUUACUAGAUAUAUAGAAUUGAGAAUUUGCACUAGAUAAAAAAAAUGAAUAUAAAUUAGCUAACAGGUAAUGGUACUGUAUAAAUUGUGGUAAUACCAAGCGUGUCCCUAAUAUAAGACCUGUUACACGUUACACGUGAGCUGAACACACUGUUUAUUACCACAAAUGCAAAAAACUGAGGAGAGAAAGAGAGAGAGAGAGAGUGUGAUAAUAAUGCAAAGAAUCAAGAAUGCUCAACUACUAUUUUUCUUUCCUGCAAAAACCCAAAGCGCUUAGAUACAUUUUAUAUGUUAAAAGAUCGUCUCGUUUUAAAAAGUUAAACUCAUUCUCUAGUUGUGUCUAAAAUUUAUAGAAUUUAUAACCGGUUAUAGGUCUGAUGUUUCGGUUUUAUAGAAUUUAUAACCGGUUACUGAUUCCAAUAUGAACUUCAUGCAACAUAUGUGUCUAAUAUAGGAUCGCAAUAAAUUAUUGCUCUUAAAUCCGGUUUCAAUAUGUAUGUACGCCAACUAUGUCAAAUUAUAACCGGUUGCCCCUAAUAUACGACCUGUUACACGUUACACGUGAGCUGAACACACUGUUAAUUACCACAAAUGCAAAGAACUGAGGAGAGAAAGAGAGAUAGAGAGUGUGAUAAUAAUGCAAAGAAUCAAGAAUGUUCAACUACUAUUUUUCUUUCCUGCAAAAAUCCAAAGCACUUAGAUACAUUUUAUAUGUUAAAAGAUCGUCUCGUUCUAAAAAAUUAAACUCAUUCUCUAGUUGUGUCUAAAAUUUAUAGAAUUUAUAACCGGUUAUAGAUCUUAUGUUUCGGUUUUAUAGAAUUUAUAACCGGUUACUGAUUCCAAUAUGAACUUCAUGCAACAUAUGUGUCUAAUAUAGGAGCGCAAUAAAUUAUUGCUCCUAAAUCCGGUUUCAAUAUGUAUGUACGUCAAUUAUGUCAAAUUAUAACCGGUUGCCCUUAAUAUACGACCUGUUACACGUUACACGUGAGCUGAACACACUGUUAAUUACCACAAAUGCAAAGAACUGAGGAGAAAAAGAGAGAGAGAGUGUGAUAAUAAUGCAAAGAAUCAAGAAUGUUCAACUACUAUUUUUCUUUCCUGGAAAAACCCAAAGCACUUAGAUACAUUUUAUAUGUUAAAAGAUCGUCUCGUUCUAAAAAGUUAAACUCAUUCUGUAGUUGUGUCUAAAAUUUAUAGAAUUUAUAACCGGUUAUAGAUCUGAUGUUUCGGUUUUAUAGAAUUUAUAACCGGUUACUGAUUCCAAUAUGAACUUCAUGCAACAUAUGUGUCUAAUAUAGGAUCGCAAUAAAUUAUUACUCCUAAAUCCGGUUUCAAUGUGUAUGUACGUUAACUAUGUCAAAUUAUAACCGGUUUUCUACAUAUAUUGCUCUUCCUCUCCACUUGCAAUCAAAAUACAUUUUGUUCUUCAACCCCGGUAACAGGUAAACAUUUUCGUCUCAGUUCGAGGAGAAUAUUGGCAGCACAACACAAUUGUUACAUGGUUAUGCAAAUAUUUAAAAAUAAUGCAUAGAUCUGCAAUCAUUUGAACCUGGCUAUAAAUUGUUCAUUACCUUUCACAAAAAUAGAUUUUUUAUAUUUUUGUAUAAAGUUAAUCAAAUAAUAUAAAAUACUGACCGUUAAAAACAAAUGUUAACAAACUUUCUAACUUUAUUGCGAAUUUGUAUUUAUGGAUGGAAAUGUUAAAAACAAAAACAAAAGUUUUGUUUACGCAUCCCCUUGGAGUUGUCAUUCUCGGAACUUUAUCAAGUGAUUCAGAGCCAGACACACACAUGCAUUGGAUCACUAAUAGAACACAUCAACAGACGAGCCAGCAAAUGUUACUAUUUUAUUAUUUA
Molecule: messenger RNA, 3415 nt
Organism: Brassica rapa (field mustard)
Lineage: Eukaryota; Viridiplantae; Streptophyta; Magnoliopsida; Brassicales; Brassicaceae
Product: protein FLX-like 1
Source: RefSeq, a predicted model, not a curated record